This is a messenger RNA of Exophiala dermatitidis NIH/UT8656, 2004 nucleotides long. Its product is annotated as poly(A)-specific ribonuclease. Lineage: Eukaryota; Fungi; Ascomycota; Eurotiomycetes; Chaetothyriales; Herpotrichiellaceae. The record is from RefSeq and is a predicted model, not a curated record. Gene Ontology annotation, molecular function: RNA binding; poly(A)-specific ribonuclease activity. Gene Ontology annotation, cellular component: cytoplasm. The transcript has 2 exons. Gene Ontology annotation, biological process: nuclear-transcribed mRNA poly(A) tail shortening. Bases 1 to 2004 code for a protein of 667 amino acids.
AUGAGCGGUCUGCUUCGUCGCCUGUUUGGCCUCCAAAGCAAACUUCUAUGUCUUCUUUCGCCUGGCACGUCGUCGCGGCUUCUUCCUGCGCAUAGCAGAGCCUACCCUCCCAGAAUGAAUAUUACAGGCGCAGAAUUCGAAGGCGAGGCCAUCAAGAUUAUCCAGAACAUCGCCGACAGUCGGUUUGUCGCGUUCGAUCUCGAAUUUUCGGGCGUUGCAGGCAGACGACCGGCAGGAGGCUCCGGAAAGUUGACCCUGCAAGAUUACUACCAGGAUCUCAGAGCUGCGGCUCAGAUUUACCAAAUCCUACAGGUUGGACUGACAGUGGUCGCAGAGGACACUCAAAAAGGACAAUAUGUUGCUCGGCCCUAUAACUUCGAUCUGAGCCCACUUCCAGCGACAAAGGAGCAAGUUUUCCGCCGAGUAUGGUCGUACAAUAGUGGCGCCGUCUCGUUUCUAAUCCGCAACGGUUUCAACAUUGACCGGCCCAUAUUGCAAGGCGUCCAAUAUCUGUCACGGCAGGAGGAAGAGCAAGUGCGCAAGAAACUCCUCGAAGAUGAUCAAGCAAGAGCCAAUAUCCCUGACAUGAUUCUGAAAGAGGAUGACUCCCCUCUUGUGGAACAUAUCAGGCAAUCAAUCAAGGAUUGGCAAGCCACUCCAAAGGAGAAGCAAGAGCCAUAUGUCAACAUUCCUGCCGAAAACGCCAAGGAGCCUCUACCAGCAGCCCUGAAUCGAUAUCAAGUUCGAUUGACGCACCAGGUCGUGAGAAACGAGUAUCCGAAACUCAAAACUCAAGGAAUGGGCCACUUUGUUCAGAUCACGAAUCCGACUGCUGAGCAGCAAGCAAACGAGAAGGAAGUACGGGAACAGAUCCGUGAGCGUGAAGUUCUGAACGCGGUAGGGUUUCGAUGGAUCAUCGAAGCAAUCAUGGGUGGUGAUGUUUCUAGAAUGCCGCAUCGCUACGUGCAAGCCGCUCAUCCUGAAGGCAAAGCACCCGACAAUAUUCAAGGGUUCCUGGAUGACCUUCAAGCGAAGCUCAAAAGUCAACAACGCGCUUUCAUCGGUCACAAUUGCUUGACAGAUCUUAUAAAUCUUUACCGCUGUUUUGUCGAUAAUCUGCCAGAGCGGGUGGAAGACUUUAGUGCGCGAGUACAAGAGUUGUUUCCUCUUAUCCUGGAUACGAAAUACAUCGCUGGCCUGGGGAACAAGCGCUGGGCAGACACAUCCUUGCAAGCUGUGGAAACCGACAUCGAUACAUUGGACGUACCUCGCUUCACCUUUGCUCCAGGAUUUGACCGCUACCUCCAUACUUCGACUUACCAUGAAGCGGGUUUCGAUAGUUACGUCACGGCCAAAAUUGGCCUCAGAAUACCCGGAAAAUUGAAACGAGAGCGCAAGCUUGAAGAACUCAGAGGCUUGGUUGAGGCUUCUGCUCCUCCGCCUGCCGAAGCUCCGCCUGCCGAAGCUCCGCCGCCUGCGGUUGAAAAGACCCAGUACGAGCUUGCAACUGAAGCCGUUUCGGAAUCAGAAGCUCAAAAGCCUGGCUUGACAAAAGCAAUAGUGGAAGCAAUCAAGGCACCCGUGACCGCUGUCAAGUCUAUUUUGGUUGGGCCGGAAAGCAGCAAUCAAGGAGCGUCCGGUGCCUCCCUUCCCAGAUCGCGUCCUGGAUCUGCCGGAGAACAAGCUCAGACAGGUACUGUCAAGGCUACCGAGGCGACUCAGCAGGUGGUGCAGUUGCCGAGAUUAGGACUGAAGAAAUUGAAGUCCAUGUCUCAAAAGUCAAACAUAUUCGACAUGCUUGAAGAUGGUGUGCCUGAGGUUUCAAGUCAGGACGAUACCCAAAAGAAGUUUAAAGAGGAACAACGGAUUGCUCGGAUGGUGAAGGAGGGUCGUUUGCUGCCGCGGUGGGAGGAGGACGCCGAAUUCUGGAAGCUGAUUAGCAACAAACUACAAGCAAAUGCCUGCCAGGAGGGUAUUUUGGAUCUAUCACGGCGGCGCAAUUGA